This is a messenger RNA of Paracoccidioides brasiliensis Pb18, 471 nucleotides long. RefSeq lists its product as uncharacterized. The transcript has 3 exons. The record is from RefSeq and is a predicted model, not a curated record. The coding region runs from base 1 to 471 and encodes 156 amino acids.
AUGACAUGGCUUCGCAUCAAGCAAAACACCAGAAAAGGAGAGGGCGUCAAUCGUCUAACUACGUUACAGGGCAAUAAUGAGUUGUUCGUUCAGAAAGAAGCACUACACAGUCCUUGCCGAAGAGAAAUACAAGUAAACGAUCGUAAACGGAAGCGAGCCUGGGAAUCUGAGCAGCCACUGCUGCGUCCAGCCAGGCGCCUUGAAAAACGACAGUGUAUGAGCCCUACCAACUCUGGCGACGACGCAGUCCACAGAAUAAAGGAACACGGGAGCAUCAAUCGCCCUUCAACCAGAGCCAUCGAUCUAGAGAAGAACGAGACUGGAGUUAUUCACAUUAUAGAUGAAUUAAUUGUUCCGUCAGCAGAGAAUGCAAUCAACCUCAGUCACAGCGUAUUCCCACAUUUGGUUGUCAGUGUGAAUGGUGCUUGGGAUGGGUCAAUUUCUCUUGACAAAUCUCAGCAAUUGGCAUAG